Fusarium graminearum PH-1 is the source of this 3114-nucleotide messenger RNA. RefSeq lists its product as uncharacterized. NCBI's taxonomy places the organism in Eukaryota, Fungi, Ascomycota, Sordariomycetes, Hypocreales, Nectriaceae. Bases 1 to 3114 code for a protein of 1037 amino acids. The record is from RefSeq and is a predicted model, not a curated record. The transcript is spliced from 4 exons.
AUGUCUUUCAUGCUCAGUGGCCGGCAACGACUUCUCGAUGAGCAACCCCAGCAGGCAGGGCCGAUGAUCAAAGUACACGAAUGGCUUAGCAGAAUUUCACGGGAUAUUCUUGACGAGUCGGAUUAUACCCUGGCAGUCCGAACACAACUAAUCUAUCCGUCUGGUUCUCAGACGACAGUUGAUGGUCACCCACACCGAUGGCUUGUUGCUGAAGCUGUGCUUCGACUUGUUGACAACCAUUUAUACGAUCUUUCCAAUGUAUUUCCUCAUUCUAUUAGCGUCAUUCGCCGAGAAGGUGGCGGCUUUCCCUUUGUCUUCUUUCUUCGACAGGAUGUUGAGGACGAAUUGGUCCGCAGACUGACGGCAGAUAUAUGCAAAGGCGCUGGAGGUAUACUACCAUUAACUGAGCAGGCAAUGCCGGCCAAAGAUCGGGUUGCUGUCAAGGAAUUCAUUUCCUCAGCCAGACCACGGCCUACAAGUAUCAAACUUGUUCGCAAUCUGUUGCCAGACAAGCCCAGCUUAAAGCAAACGAUUUACCUUCUCCGUGGUCUCCUUGUCAAUCGCAUCCUGAUGAUGACGUUGAAGAAGCGCUGGAACGUUGAAUAUGGCCUUCACCCUCAACGUGACCCGAUCGCCGUCCCGUUUCAUGCCAAAGGCGUGCCUAGCGACCAGUCCGAAUGGGGUCACCCGGACGUGGCUAUUCUUUUCACCUGCCUAGCAUUUUACUAUGACGGUGUUAAUCUGUCCCAGCUUCGACAGUCUCUAGAACACAUCUUGAAAUCCGACGACCCUUCGACCGAGUACAAUACAUGGAUAAGCAGUAUAGAGAACUUUCCGCCAUCUCUCAAGGCAUGGAACUCCAUCAACGUGGAUGACGAGAUGCAGCUGUGCGAGAUAUGGAAAAUCGUCCGGUACAAUGGUGUUGUUGUCGAUUACUUUUUGAACAACUUUGUGUUCCCACGACAUGCAAAACAGUUCGAGGUGAAACUGCAGUCGAACGGCUGGGAUAUCCCUCUGUCAUCACUGGGCAUCAAUUUAGAGAAUUCGAAGAGCCCAAUGGGCAAAUCCCUGAGUACAGGAUUCAGCGGUACAAACGACAACCGAACAAUGCUGCCGCUAAACAUUGAACAGCAAGACUUGAACAGUCUUCAUCACACCAGUGCCGAGGUUCUCACAUAUCUUCUUCAUCCACGAAACCGACAUUGUAUUUUGCCGCAGGACUUACAGAAGUCGAACCUUGGAAGAGCGUCUGAAAUCGAUCUUCUCAAUUGCUUGAGGUGGAUGUCUAUCCGUAUUUUGAUUGAUGCUGGUGCACAAAUCCUAGAAAUGGACAAUAUCACUUUGGUCCGGCAAUGGCUGAGGAUUGACCACCAUGCCUUGGCAGGCUUGUAUUUUGAUGAGGACAACAAACCUUGGAUCUUGACGAGGGAAGGACGAAGAACACCUCUUAUUGCAUCCCCUUUUGCAGACGAUCUCAGCAAUUGUCUAAUCUAUCUAGAUGAGGCACACACUCGCGGUACUGAUCUCAGGUUGCCUCCUGGUGCCAAAGGUGCCCUAACUCUACGACUUGGCCAAACGAAGGAUCACACUGUACAGGCUGCCAUGCGCCUUCGGCAGCUCGGAACAACGCAAUCUAUUGCCUUCUUUAUUCCCCCCGAAGUCCACCAAAGCAUUGCUGAUCUCCAGGGCAUAACUAUGCACGAUCAAAUCGACUCGGCCGAUGUUAUACAAUGGCUUUUGGACAAUACCUGUGACCAAAUCGAACAACUACAGCCCCUGUACUACUCUCAAGGAAUGGACUAUUGCCGACGAAUGCAAGCCGCACUAGACCAUCCCAAGUUCUCAACAAUCAAGGCGGAGCGAAAGUCAUACGUGCAGGAGAUCAAACAGGACGAGAAGCAAAGCUUACAAAGCCUUUACGAACCAAAGACGAAGAGCCGUCUGCCCGGCAUGCAUACGUCGAGCAAUGAAAUUCUCAAAGGCUUUAUUCUGGAGCUCAAUGCCCGACGAAAGACAUUUCAAGACACUGGAAAAGCAGUCCACGCGUCUGCUCUACAAGAGGUAGAGCAGGAAAGAGAGGUUGCCUUUGAAGUUGAAUCUGUUCGACAGGUCAAGAAACCGCAGCAUUAUGCAGCGCUCUCCUUUCCAGGUCUCAAUGCCAGCCUCGAAGCUUUUAUCAGAACCGGCAGGCUCCCCGCAGACAACAACUACUUCGUCCAUGUAUCCCGUGCGCUUGCGAGAACUGGCAUCGGUCGCAAGUUCAAGGUGCAAUCCGAAGCCACAAAAUCCAAGCUUUUCGAAACAGUCGAAUUCGGACGAACAAUCAGGCCUCAUGGCGACCUAUCCAUGGAUAACUUCUUGCGUCCUGUUAACUGGAUUCUUUGGAGUUCGGUCGCCGACAUCGCUGUUAUUAUCAUACCCGAAGAGGCUGAGGCUCUGAUCCCUCUCAUGAGAGACCUCAAUGUCAAUGUUAACACACAUCUCCUUGUUUAUUCUGCACCGAUAACCCGGAAAAUGCUUCAGUUCAACGACAUGAGCUUCCAUAGCACACCCCCUCUGCCUUCGUCUUGGAAGGCGCCAGACUGGCUGCAGAUUGAACUGGGAAUUUACAGUGGACGGCUUUAUUUUGAAUGGGAAGAGUACUUGUCUAUGUGCGCCCAUCUUGGAAUACAGGAGGCUACUACGGAAAGUGGUGUCGAAGGGGACGGUGAAAGCCUUGAAGACGAAGUCAGCCUGGAGGGUGGCGAAGUGAGUAAGGCCACUGCACGCGAACAAAAGCAGCUUGUCCAAACUCCCUUGACCUUUUUGCAAGAGUGGCUCGCAGUCCGUCGCCGAGGCCAGGACUUUGCUCACAGCCCAAUGGGCUUUGUCAGCCAAGGCAAACGCCUACAAGAAGAUCACAUCUUCUUCAAGCAGGCCGAGCAUGUCUCUAUCGAAUGCAAUGACACCAUGGCCCCGCUCCCCAUCAGUGCUCCAACUGAUAGACACGAGAAUCAAGACGAUGGAGAAGACGGGGUGGACGACAUGGGUGCCAAUGAAGCUUGUACUGACUCGAGCGAUGAUGAGAUCGAGUACGAUGAGUCCGAGUACGGCAGCACGUCCUCGAGUGAUUGA